This is a messenger RNA of Notothenia coriiceps (black rockcod), 2157 nucleotides long. RefSeq names its product 5-aminoimidazole-4-carboxamide ribonucleotide formyltransferase/IMP cyclohydrolase (gene atic). The coding region runs from base 154 to 1929 and encodes 591 amino acids. Gene Ontology annotation, cellular component: cytosol. Gene Ontology annotation, biological process: 'de novo' IMP biosynthetic process. The record is from RefSeq and is a predicted model, not a curated record. The transcript is spliced from 14 exons. NCBI's taxonomy places the organism in Eukaryota, Metazoa, Chordata, Actinopteri, Perciformes, Nototheniidae. Gene Ontology annotation, molecular function: phosphoribosylaminoimidazolecarboxamide formyltransferase activity; IMP cyclohydrolase activity.
GUUUUGAAGCACAUGAUGAGGCAAUGAAAACCGUGUAGAUUUGUCUCAUCCUACACAAAACUUAUUUUGGAGUUAUCCUUGUAUCACAGAGUGGAGACUGAGCUGAACCCUCUCUACAACACACACACUGCAGACUGACAACGUGAAUCUAACAUGGCCUCCUCAGAGCUUGCACUUUUGAGUGUGUCAGACAAAACUGGACUGGUGGACUUUGCCAAAAGGCUGGUGGAUGUUGGAUUGUCUCUGGUCGCCUCAGGGGGCACAGCCAAAGCCCUGCGAGAGGCUGGCCUGGCUGUCAGGGAUGUGUCUGAGCUGACUGGACAUCCAGAGAUGCUGGGGGGCAGAGUGAAGACCCUGCAUCCCGCUGUCCAUGGGGGCAUCCUGGCCAGGAAAACCCCCUCUGACACCGCAGACAUGGAGAAGCUCGGCUACAGCCUGGUCAGAGUGGUGGUGUGCAACCUUUACCCCUUUGUGAAGACGGUCUCUAACCCGAGUGUGACAGUGGACGAUGCCGUGGAGCAGAUCGAUAUCGGUGGAGUAACUCUGUUAAGAGCGGCUGCAAAGAAUCAUGCUCGCGUCGCUAUAGUGUGUGAUCCUGCUGACUACCUGCUGGUUGCCAAGGAGAUGGAGAGUUCAGGAGACAAAGAUACAACCCUGGAAACCCGCAGGACUCUGGCCCUAAAAGCCUUCACACACACAGCUCAGUAUGACGAGGCCAUAUCUGACUACUUUCGUGGACAGUACAGCCGUGGUGUUUCACAGCUGCCUCUUCGCUACGGCAUGAACCCCCACCAAGCCCCCGCCCAGCUCUACACCCUGCGCCCAGCCCUCCCCCUCAAAGUGGUCAACGGUUCCCCCGGCUUCAUCAACCUGUGUGACGCUCUGAACGCCUGGCAGCUGGUCAGAGAGCUGAAGAGCGCCCUUGGCAUGGCUGCUGCCGCCUCCUUCAAACAUGUCAGCCCUGCUGGCGCUGCCGUGGGAGUUCCUCUGAGUGAGGAGGAGGCCAAGGUGUGCAUGGUGCACGACAUGCUGAAGGACCUCUCCCCCCUCGCCACGGCCUACGCCCGGGCCAGGGGCUCCGACAGAAUGUCCUCUUUUGGAGACUUCAUCGCUGUGUCCGAUGUUUGUGAUGUUCCCACUGCCAAGAUCAUAUCAAGAGAGGUGUCUGAUGGUAUCAUCGCUCCUGGUUAUGAUGAGGAGGCACUUAAGAUCCUCUGCAAGAAGAAGAAUGGCAACUACUGUGUGCUUCAGAUGGAUCCAGAGUAUGUGCCGGAUGAGGCGGAGGUCAGAGUGCUGUUUGGUCUCUAUCUCAAACAGAAGAGGAAUGGAGCGAUGAUCGAUAAAGAGUUCUUCAGCAACGUUGUUUCCAAGGGCUCGCUCUCAGUGGGAGCUGUGCGGGACCUGGCUGUGGCCACCAUCGCUGUCAAGUACACUCAGUCCAACUCUGUCUGCUACGCUAAAGAUGGACAGGUUGUUGGUAUUGGAGCAGGGCAGCAGUCCCGUAUCCACUGCACCCGUCUGGCAGGGGACAAAGCUGAUAACUGGUGGCUGAGACACCACCCUCAGGUCCUGAACAUGAAGUUCCGCAGCGGUGUGAAGCGAGCGGAGAUUGCCAACGCAAUCGACCAGUAUGUCAGCGACACCAUUGGAGAGGGCCCAGACUUGGACGUUUGGAAGUCGAAAUUUGAAGAGGUGCCUGAGCCUCUGUCAGAGACUGAGAAGAAGAACUGGAUCAGCUCCCUGCAGGCUGUGGCCGUCAGCUCUGACGCCUUCUUCCCCUUCAGAGAUAACAUAGAUCGUGCCAAACGGAGUGGUGUUGGGUUCAUCGCAGCUCCAGCGGGCUCUGCUGCUGAUCAGGUUGUGAUUGAUGCCUGUAACGAGCAGGGCAUCACUCUGGUGCACACCAACCUGCGGCUCUUCCACCACUGAGCGCCUCAGCACUGCUUAGUGUGCUCUCCAAACUCAACUAACGGUUUGCAUCAUUGGAGCCAACAUAUUUUCCUAACACUGCUGAUACUUAAAGGCAUUCCUUAGUCACGAUGCACUGUUUUGUAACAAAUUAAAAGCAUUCCUUACUUUUGUUCCUAACAUAGAUGCAGUGCACAUGUUCAUUCUAGGUCAAUAAUGUUUCACUGUGUAAUAAACUGUUAAUGGCAA